UUUGUAGUUCACGCAGUUGCAAAGUUUUAACCAGUCACCACUGACAGAGAAAGUUGCCAGCUAUAAAUUCCAUGCAUAUACAAGAGCAAGAAAAUGAAUUACCAGAUGUUAUUAUACAAGAUGAAACACACGUUGCUCAUUGCAAUAACAACUCCAAACUCCUGUUUUAUCCAACUUAUCGAAAAAUAAGCACUGGUAGUAUUAAUUCUGUAACAUGUAGAGAAUUUAAUUCAAGUGAUCAAGCGUUGCUUAUUAACCCAACUGAUGUUGGUAGUAUUAACACAGUUGCUGAUAAUGACGAGAAGUUGACGGAUGAGGACGAAAAGUUGAUCAGAACACCAAAAGAUCUGGUGAUGUUAGUGUGUAUGGCUUUUUUGUUUUUCACAGCCACAAUGAAUAUAUCAAUGAUGUCACCAUUUUUUACACCAGUUGCUGCAACAAAAGGAAUUGGGUUAACACUGGUUGGAUUAAUAUUUGGGAUAUAUCCAUUGUGUGUGUUUUUGAUAUCUCCCAUUGCAGGGAAGUGGCUUCCUGUUGUUGGAGCAAGGUUUUGUUUGUUUGCAGGUUCGUUUCUAGAAGGAGGAAGUCUUAUACUCUUUGGAUUCGUGAUUGACAUGCCUUCCAAAACCACUUUCAUUCUCUUCUGUUUCUUGAUACGAGCAAUAACAGCUAUUGGUACAGCUUUUGCAGAAGUAGCUUGUCUUACUAUUCUAAGCAUGCAUUUUAAAAAAAGAAUGACAAUUGUCUUUGGAUUGCUGGAGUUGUUCACUGGAUUAGGUUUAAUGUCGGGUCCGGCUCUUGGUAGUUUGAUAUACAAGGCGGGUGGAUUUCGACUGCCGUUCUUGAUAUCUGGUGGAAUAAAUUUUAUUGUCAUCUUCAUUAUAUACUGGCUACUUCCUACGUCCCGAACAAAUAACAAUAGUGAAGAGGAAAAUGAAGAUGGCACACUUUCCAUAUUUUCAGUACUAUCUAUUCCAGGUGUACUUAUGUUAGCCAUUGUUACCGCAACCGGUGGCAUUUCCAUAUCUUUCAUUGAACCUGUGUUGACAAACCAUGUCCAAGAUAUAACUCAUAAUGGUUUAUCAAUAGUACAUGUGGGGUUGAUUUUUUUACUGUCGUCUGGUAUGUACACCCUUGCAGCACCUGUAGUGGGAGCUUUAAUUGGAAAAAAGAUAAAUGGAAGAAUUGCAAUUAUCGUUGGUCAUUUUAUAGGUGCAGCCUGUUUUAUGUUUCUAGGACCAUCGCCUUUAUUAAGAUCUUUUGUUAACCCACAACUUUGGGUGGUCUGUUUAUCACUGGCUGUAACUGGAAUAGCUUACGCAUUGUAUACCAUUCCAACACUGAACGAAAUGCAACUCUCCGCAAGUAAUCACGGUCUUGCAGACAAUCUCGGUAGAAGCAGCAUGCUAUCAGGAUUAUUUGAAAGUGCCUUCAGUAUAGGGAGUGUACUUGGCCCAGCAUUGUCUGGCACUCUGACUGAACACACUUCAUUCGCUUGGGCGUCAACGGUGCUAGCACUACUCCUACUUGCAGAGGGUGUUAUAUUGGUUUUGUUCACAAUUUGGGAAAGAAAGUCACAUCGAAAUCUAGAAAAUAGAAGAAACCAAAUCUGUUAAAUUUGUCGUACGAUGUGAAGUCAAAGAAGUAACGCUCUUAAAACUUAUUCCAGGAAGUAACGGCCUAAGACUUAUGGGAAAACGCCCUAGAAAACUUAGUUACGGGCGUGACGUUUUUGAAAAACUUACUUAAGGAAGUAUUGUAUUUUCUCGACAGGAAUUUUUAUUUGGUUCUGGGGCUAUGAAGAGAGUCCCUUUCUUAAACAAAACUUGUUCAAGGAAGAAAGUUGCAAACUGAGAAAGGGAGUAACGCCCUAUAAAAUUGGCUUAGGCAGUCACAGCUUAAAAAACUUAUUUAUCGCAGCAACACCCUAAAACUUAUUCAAGGGAGUAACGCCCUAAAAAAAAAUUCAGGAAAGUAACACCCUAUUUAAGGAAAUAACACCCUGAGAAACUUGUUUAAUAAAUUUGCACCUUAAGAAACUUAUUUAUCGCAGUAAUACCCUUGAAAACUUUAUCCAAGGGUGUUUGUUGGUAAAAUUUUCUUUCUUCCGUUGCUAAUAUGGCAUUACUUGAAUUUUCUGAGAGACAUCUUAUUUAUGGUUUGCGGUAUCUUUAUAUAUCGCGUGUGAAAUUAAUUUUUAUUUUUGAAUCGAAAGAAUAGAUAUCUAUGUCUAACAUUGAGUUUUUUACACAUUAUUAUAAAAGAGAGUAGAAUCAAUUUGAUUCAGAGUUAAUUAGAAAAUUGUGAGAGAAUUUUUAGAAUAAUAAUAUAAAAAUAAAAUAGAAUAAACUAUUCGACCUUGUAAUUAUCUUGGUUUAAUAAGAGUGUAAAAUUUUUUAUAGAUAUAUUUUCUACUUAUGGCAAAAUAUGCAAAUUUGUAAUCUUAUACAAUAUAAUACAUUGCAAUAUAUCUCGACA
Molecule: messenger RNA, 2478 nt
Organism: Hydractinia symbiolongicarpus
Lineage: Eukaryota; Metazoa; Cnidaria; Hydrozoa; Anthoathecata; Hydractiniidae
Product: MFS-type transporter SLC18B1-like
Exons: 17
Coding region: 72-1616 (514 amino acids)
Biological process (GO): transmembrane transport
Molecular function (GO): transmembrane transporter activity
Source: RefSeq, a predicted model, not a curated record